Molecule: messenger RNA, 554 nt
Organism: Psammomys obesus (fat sand rat)
Lineage: Eukaryota; Metazoa; Chordata; Mammalia; Rodentia; Muridae
Gene: Tmem52b
Product: transmembrane protein 52B
Exons: 5
Coding region: 6-554 (182 amino acids)
Source: RefSeq, a predicted model, not a curated record
ACCUCAUGGCCGCCCGGACCCAAGUGGCGAUGGCUUCUGUCCUGGUUUAUUUCAUCCAGCUUCCCGGGGCCAGAUGCGAGGAGAACUGUGCCAACACUGAACAUUGCCUGACCACUGACUGGGUGCAUCUCUGGUACAUAUGGUUGCUGGUAGUAGUUGGUGCUCUGCUGCUCCUCUGUGGCCUGACGUCGGUAUGCUUCCGCUGCUGUCUGAGCCACCCGGAAAACGGGGAAGACGGGGCCCCGCCACCCUAUGAAGUGACCGUCAUUGCUUUUGAACAUGACAGCACUCUCCAGAGUACCAUUACAUCUCUGCAGUCCGUGUUCGGCCCUGCAGCUCGGAGAAUCCUGGCAGUGGCUCACACACACAGCUCCCUGGGCCAGAUGCCCUCCUCUGUGGACACGCUACCGGGCUACGAGGAAGCCCUCAGCAUGAGCCGCUUCACAGUGGCAAGGUGUGGGCAGAAAGCUCCUGACUUACCCUCAGUCCCAGAGGAAAAGCAGCUCCCUCCUACAGGGAAGGAGUCUCCUCAGAUAGAACCCCCAUCACACUGA